Molecule: messenger RNA, 5324 nt
Organism: Micropterus salmoides (largemouth bass)
Lineage: Eukaryota; Metazoa; Chordata; Actinopteri; Centrarchiformes; Centrarchidae
Product: titin
Exons: 17
Coding region: 430-5145 (1571 amino acids)
Biological process (GO): visual perception
Source: RefSeq, a predicted model, not a curated record
GAAUGGAGGGCAGGGGGGUCUGCACCAGCCUGCAUUAAACAUGCACCUGCAGACCAACAGGCGGAGACGUGUUAAUUACCUUUACCUGUUCACCUGCUCUGGCUGUGCAUUCUGUCCUGGUUAUGUUGACUAAAAUAAAUAAGGGUGCACAUUUAAUAGUCCUCACAUUCUGCAGGUUUCUCCCCUUUGUGGACUUAAGUUAGCCGUUUAGCGAAGACUUGAUUAUUUAUGAACCGUCAGGAUCUUUUCAGAAAGCAGUGAGCUUUUCCUGCACAGGGGCUGUCAGACGACUUUUCAAGCGCUGAGGGAACCAUCUCUACACAAAUCCAAAGACUUUCAGGACGGAAGGAGGAAAAAUCCUCCCGCCUGCUCGCCAUCCUCUCGUUGGUUUGAAUAUCGUCUCGCAGAAGGCAGGAAGUCAAGAGCGGCAUGAGGCCGGACUCGGGGGUGAAGACGGAGGCUGUUGGCUCUGGACGUUUGGUGGAGCUGCUGAAGACGUCCGCGCAGUCCAAAGGUUUGGAGUUUGAAGCGAGACGUCGAUCGAAGAGGUCGGUGUUUUUACACUCCGGAGUGAGAAUCUGCCCCCAAGAGACCAUCAAUGAAGUGCUCGCCAGCCACCAGGCUUAUUACCAGCUCAGAGUUUGUCAGGAGGCCGUGUGGGAGGCGUUCAGGAUCUUCUUCGACAGGAUCCCCGGGACGGCGGAGUACCAGAAAUGGGUUCACACGUGUCAGCAGGAGUCGCUCUGCAUCUCUGACCUCGGCAAAAACUUCAGCAGCUCCGAGGAGCACAUGAGCAUGAUUCACAGGAGGAUGAACCGGAGGACAGACGGGAGGCCUCCAUCACGAGUGGUGACACCGAAACAGACGAUCCCUGAGAUAGCAGGUGCAGAGGUUCAGACCGUCGCCCCGACAGCGGCCCCACCGGCUUCCGCCACGAGCACCACCGUCCUCCUCAGCCCUGCGAGAGCCUCUCCAAGCCCCGCCCUCGAUCUGACCCAGCCAGCAGAGGAGCUCGAGGAGGACUUGGAGCUUCCUAACGUGGUCCCUGAGAGUCCUGUGGAGCAGAUCGUGGAGUUCAGUAUCGACCUGGUGGAUCCGGGUUACAGAGAGCUGCUGGACGAUCCAGACUCCCCUCAGUACAUCGACCUGGCUCACCACCUGCAGGACCAGAUGCAGCACGUCUUUGACAAACUCCCAGGGUAUAAAUCCAUCCGUGUGCUGGGAAUCAGGCCUGGAGGAAUCUCGGUGCACUACUCCCUCGUCUUUGAGAUUAAUUCACCUAAAAUUAACUCUGAGAAUUCAGAGACGGCGACAGGCACCCCGGGGUCGUCAUCAGUCGUCAACGCCGGCCUCAGGGAAAUCGUGACCAAGGCUUUACGCGAGGACGCCUCGCUGCCAAUUGAUCUGGACUCGCUGAACUUCGAACCAGCGGCAAACCGCCUACCAGCACUGACAUCGACCUCUUCAGUAGAAGUAGUGAUUGAGCCCAGUGAGCCUGAUUCACACAACGAGUUUGAAGUUUUCACUGAUGAGCCUGAAGUCGAUAAACCCCGGCUGGUGGUUCCCCUCACGCCCAUGGAGAAGGAAAAUGCCCUUGUGACCCUGCUAGAUCCCACGGCUAUCCCAGAUGAUGAGAUGACGGCGGUGACUGGUGGGAUGUCAGAAAGCAGCGAUCACUCCCCGGCCCCAAAGGAUAUGACUGAUGAGUCAGAGGCAACUUAUGUGAGUGAGCCCGAACCAUCAAAUGAAGAAGGGGAGGAAGAAGAAUUGCUGAUCAUUACACAUGAGAUUAAAACCAUUCAUCACGACGAAACUGGUGAACUUGUGAGAGACUACACUCCGACCACUCCUGCGAUUCUAGAGCAGGAGACAGAUGCUCCAUAUGGCAGUCUGUCUCCUAACCAGAUAUCAGAGGAAGACCUGACCCCUGUUGAGGAGGACGGUGGGAAUCCAAGCAUUGAUGUCGUUACCCCCACCAGACAGAUUGUAUUAACUACUGCCCCUGCUGGAGAGGAGCUGUCUGAUUUGGGACUCCCAAUCACAACACUUUCAGGCAUCACAGGCCAACCGCCCACUGAGCAAAUUGUGAACCUUGAAGAAGACGAAGAAGUUAAUGCCCUUCCGGAUGAGGAAGGAGCUGAUCUGGGUGUCCUUGAACCUCACGACCUCGCUGAGGUUUUGAAACCAGAGGUGCAAGAUGUUUCAGAUUGGGAAACUGAAGUUGAAUAUUUGGAACCAGAGCGAGAGUUAGUGGUGGAACCCGAUGAAGAAGUGCUCGGGGUUUUGCAGCCAACACCUGAACAAUUUGAAGUUACUGAAACAUGGGAAUGGAAUUAUGGAAAAGAUCCUGAUAUAGAAGAAGUUUCAGAGCCAGAGGAAGAAGUCGAGGAAGUUUCAGAGCCAGAGGAAGAAGUCGAGGAAGUUUCAGAGCCAGAGGAAGAGUCAGUGGUAGAAAAUCAAGAAGAGGUGGUAGCUUCAGAACCAGAAGAAAUAGAGGGAAAGGAGCUUGACAAAGUUUCAGAACCAGUUGAGGUUUUAGAGACAAAAGGAUCCAAACCAGAGGAAGAACCGGACGAUAGUGCAGUUGAGCUUUUUAAAGAAGAAGGCUUGGAAGAGGGAGUAGAUGUUUUGCAACUAGAAAAGGAAAUUCCAGGAGAGGUAAUAGAGGAAGGUCUGUUUGAGGUGACAUAUCCUGUUCCACAACCUGAGAAAGAUGAAGAGGUUUCAGAAGAAGCAGAAGCAGAGGAAGAGUCAGAACUCGGUAGGGAUGUAGAUGAGUUUACGGAACAAGAAGACGAGAUGGUUGGUCCUGGAAGAUCAGAAGAAAUAGUUCCUGAAGUCUCAGAGGAAACAACGCCUGACAUUUCCGAGGAAACAGCACCUGAAGUUCCAGAGGAAAGAGUACCUGAAGUUUCCGAGGAAACGGUACCUGAAGUUCCCGAAGAAAGACAACCUGAAGCUCCUGAGAAAACAGUACCUGAAGUUCCUGAACUGGAAGCAGAGGUAGUGGAGAAGGAAGCAGUUGAUGUGAAACCUGUAGAAGAGGAGGUCACUGAGGUUCCAGAACUAGAGGAUGAGGUUGUAGAAUCACAGGAGGAAGUGGUGGAGAUUUCCAAAGUAGAAGACGUUGUUGAAACUCCAGAGCCAGGUGAAGGUGUGGUUGACGUAUUAGAACCAGCACCUGAACCAGAAUCAGGGCCAGAACAGGAAGGGCAUGUAACUAAAGUGACAGAACCAGAAGAUGGGGUAGUUAAGGCUGCAGAAUCAGAGGAGGAACCAGAAAAGGUUUCAGAACCAAGUGAAGAAGUGGUAGAGGUUGUAGAGAUAGCGCCACAACCAGGGAAAGAUGUAGCAGAAGUACCAGAUGUACUACAACCAGAGGAGGAUGUACAAUUAGUGGAAGACAUGGUUGCAGUUCCAGUACUGGAGAAAGAACCUAUGGACAUUCUGGAACCGCAACCUCCACCAGAAGCUGGAAAAGAGGGAGCUGAUGUUUUUGAUGAAAAACAAGAGGAGGUAGUUGAGAAUCCAGUGCCAGCAUCAGAACCAGUUGAAGGCGCAGAUCAUGUUUUACCACCAGCAGAAGACUUACCCGGGGUUUCCGAACCAGAAUCGGAAGAGGAAGUAGUAGUUGACGUCCCAGAACCAGAGGAGCCGCCAGCCGAAUCAAUUAAAAUCCUUCGCCCCUUGGACGGCAGGGGAGAUCUUCACUUUGGAGAGGAUUCUGUUGAAGAUAACGAGUUCCUUCCACCGGUCAGACCGGACUAUCACCGGCCAAAUGAGGAAGAUAACUUAUCCAACAUACCAAUAGACAUCCAACCUUCUGAAGAAGAUGUAGGCGAACCCGACCACGAAUAUACCAUCAUUGAUGACUUUUACAUUGAGGAGGAGGUUGAUGGUGUAGACGCACAAGUGGAGAGUGACACUGGUGCCGUCAAGAGCUCAGAAACAUCAAAGGGUGAUCUGCCAUUUGAAACAACCUCUGAUAUUGCAGAGGUGACGGCUCCAGACAGGCACGACACAUCAGAGGACUCUGAAGUCAUAGAGGACUUGCCGGAGGAGACACAGGAAAGAGACAUCAGUGUAACAGCAGCACCGGAUUCAGACUUCUUCCCUACACCUCCGGCUACUUCUACGGAUGCGUUUGAAGUGUCCUCACCCGGCCUAACUAUAGACUCUGGACUCUUUGAGGUAGCGGAGCAAUCUGUAAUCCCCUCCGAUCCCGAGUCUUCAGAGGAUGAUAGCACAGAGCCAGAGGCAGAGUCGGAGCAAAGUGAGCCAGCUGUUGUCAUUAUCGAUGAAGACUUGGAAAAGGCAGUGCAGAAAGGAGGCGAAAGCCAAACCAACCCACCGACAGCUGCUGAAGACGCCGUUGACGAGGCUGUGAAGGACCUGGCGGUGGAGUUGGAUCAAACGGACGUAACGGCCACAGAGGCAAACGAGCUGCCGGACGAGGCGAGUGGUUCCCUACCUGUGGCUGAGGAACGCACAACUGUCGGCGUCACCGCCCCGCCUCCGGUGAGAUACCUGACCACACCUUCCAUGACCACGGCCACCCAGGGCAGGGAGCUGGUGGUGUUCUUCAGCCUGCGCGUCACCAACUUGAACUUCUCCGAGGACCUCUUCAACAAGACGUCUUCCGAGUACAGAUCCCUGGAGAACACCUUCUUAGACGUGCUGCUGCCGUUCCUGCAGGCGAACCUCACGGGCUUCAAGAAACUGGAAAUUCUCAACUUCAGGAAGGGCAGCGUUGUCGUCAACAGCAAGAUGAAGUUCGCCAAGUCUGUGCCGUACAACAUCACCGAGGCCGUCCACUGCGUCCUGGAGGAGUUCUGCUCCUCCGCCUCCAAGAACCUGCACAUCCACAUCGACACCCGCUCUCUGGAUGUUGAACCAGCUGACCAGGCCGAUGCCUGCAAGUUCCUGGCCUGCGAUGAGUUUUCCCGCUGCGUGGUGAACGGCAAGACGAAGGAGGCGCAGUGUCUGUGUGAUCCGGGCUACCUGUCGGUGGACGGCCUGCCCUGUCAGAGUCUUUGUGUCCUCCAGCCCGACUACUGCCAAGGAGGAGAGUGCCACAUAGUUCCUGGACACGGAGCCCUGUGCAGAUACAAAGACAGUUAUUCCCUCCCGGGGCUGGCCAGUUAAGAAAAUAUCAGAUUGGACGUCACCUGAGAAUACUACACAAGACUCGAUGAAACAGGACGCCGCCGCAGGAACUCGGGACUCGUCAAGGCCUCACAGUUAAAAAUCCAAAACGCUGCUGAGCUGAAGAGGCUUCAGGACAAACUCCUCAGAGCUCUGAGCUUCGUAUCAAAGGACAAUCU